AUGACGAAAACAAUGAUACCGAAUUAUGAUUCUCGAGAUGAUACAAGAACACAAAGACGUCAUUCGUGGGGAAGUGAAUUUGAUUAUCAUUGUCCCGAAUUACCGAUCGAUGACAACCAAGAUCAAUUAAGGUAUGAAGAUUUCUCAUCAUCCGACGAUAAUGAAAUCACAAACAAAAACAGCCUACCCUUGGAAUUUGAUCUUAUUGCUGUUUGUCAUAAUGUAGCCAAACAAAAAUCACCACACAUCGAAAUCGAAAAAGAUUGCAUCGAAAUCGAAGAACAGCACAAUUCUAACUCAACAUCAAAUACACUCAAAAUGGGUCAAACAUCAUCGUUAAAUUCUUCAUCUUCAACAUCUUCUAAACCAAAAUUAUCCUUAACAUGGGUGCUACGAAAUAAUACAAUACCAAAAAAUAUUGUACUAAGCCCCGAACCACCAAUAAAAUUUCAAUAUAGUAAAAUUCGUCGAAAAAAUUCAUCCCAGAAUGAUGCUCCAAAACAAGAGGAGAAAAAAAAUACCAAAGUUAAACCAACGGGGACGAUAAGUCCGACAAAUGAAGGUGGCAAUUUUAUUCGACGUAAUUCAUCGAAAAUAUCGAAAAAACAAAUUAAAGAAAAAUUAGCAGCUGUAAAUGCUUAUUACGAUGAAACCACAGCUUUAAAUACCAAAGGUUUACCAACUCCAACAACUUUUGAUCAUGGAUUUUUAUUAAAGAAACGUACAUCUUCAGAACCAACGCUUGUACAUUCAUCAGAUAAACGACAUCGUGUUAGAGUGAGACAUAAACGUCGAUCACGUAGUCGUAUUGAACAAACAAAGAUUUCAUCACGAUUUGGUUAUGAUAUUGAAGAUAUUGAUUCAUUUUUAACUAAGGCUUCAUUAAAAAAACCUGCCAACAUUCCCGUUGUAUUAUCAUAUCGCAGCAUGUUAUAUCAAACUCAAUACGACGAUUAUCAAGAUGAAAUACCAUUACCUUUAGGAAUGGUAGUGAAUGCAGUAUUUAAAAAAGAAUCAUGGUUGUACGUUCAAACACCACACGGCGAAGAAGGGUAUAUCAGUUAUUCGGCAUGUUUACCGUUAGGUAUAAUACCACAAGAUGAAGAUUCAAGUUCACCAUGUUGGGAAACAAGCACUGAUUUAUUCCCUCGACCAUGUGGUAACAUGACUGACUCUGAGAAACUAACACAAUCCGAAUGCAGUAACUCUAAGUGCAAGCGAAAAGUUCGAAAAACUACAACAACUUCGGCAUCAGUUUGUGGGGAACGUAGUGUGGAUAGAUUAUAUUUACGUGCAACGCAUAAUUCACAAGAACGUGAUGUUAAAAGACAAACUUUAUUAGUUAUUGAUACAGAUUAUGAAGGUACUCGAAAAAAUACGAUUUGUGUUUCGGCUGGUGAUGUUGUUGCGUUAAUUAGUGCCAAUAUAAAAGGUUGGUUUUGGGUACGAACCAGAGAUGGAAAUGAAGGUUUUAUUCCAGCUUCAAUUGCUGGUCAUGGAUAUUUAUAGCCAAUUUUUCAAAAACAAUCUUCUUAUUGGAUUUAUAUAUUUUUAUCAGCGUACAUUUUCAGGUCAAUUAAGGCCUCUCUAGAUCCGAAGUGGAUACCAUCACGUAUUUAAUGGUCA
Messenger RNA from Chrysoperla carnea, 1626 nucleotides. RefSeq lists its product as uncharacterized. Gene Ontology annotation, molecular function: protein binding. The record is from RefSeq and is a predicted model, not a curated record. The coding region runs from base 1 to 1509 and encodes 502 amino acids. The transcript has 4 exons. NCBI's taxonomy places the organism in Eukaryota, Metazoa, Arthropoda, Insecta, Neuroptera, Chrysopidae.